Messenger RNA from Stegostoma tigrinum, 1749 nucleotides. RefSeq names its product NIMA related kinase 3 (gene nek3). Gene Ontology annotation, molecular function: ATP binding; protein kinase activity. The coding region runs from base 159 to 1700 and encodes 513 amino acids. The transcript is spliced from 16 exons. NCBI's taxonomy places the organism in Eukaryota, Metazoa, Chordata, Chondrichthyes, Orectolobiformes, Stegostomatidae. The record is from RefSeq and is a predicted model, not a curated record. Gene Ontology annotation, biological process: protein phosphorylation.
GUUUUGUGUCAAAUUUGGGGUGUGGUUUAAUGUUUUCUCGUAGUUUAAUUGACGGUUUCGUUUCCGGUGCAGUUGAAGAGUAGCACUAGGAUUAAAAACUCGCUUUUGAAUGCCAGACGCGUGUUACAUUGUAUCAGACUUUCGACAAUUACUUGAGGAUGGAUGCUUACACUGUAUUAAAGGUUAUUGGGGAAGGUUCCUUUGGCAGAGCGCUUUUGGUCCAAGCAAAUAAUGAAAGUCAGCAAUAUGUCAUGAAGGAAAUUCAUCUUUCAAAGAAUCCCUCUGGAUUACAAAGAUCACGGAGAGAAGCCAUCCUCCUAGCAAAAAUGAAGCAUCCCAACAUUGUUACAUUUAUAGACUCAUUUGAAGCUGAAGGGCAUCUUUAUAUAGUGAUGGAAUACUGUGAUGGUGGAGAUCUCACAGAAAAACUCCUGCAACAAAAGGAGAAACUACUUCCAGAGGAAACGGUGUUGAAUCUAUUUGUGCAAAUUUGCCUUGGAAUGAAACACAUACAUGACAAACGAGUUCUACACAGAGAUAUCAAAUCCAAGAACAUAUUCCUCACUAAAACUGGAGUGGUCAAACUGGGAGACUUUGGAUCUGCACAUCUACUGAACAGUCCCAUGGCCUUUGCUCACACCUAUGUAGGAACACCAUACUAUGUAUCUCCAGAAAUUUGGGAGAAUAAACCUUACAAUAACAAAAGUGAUAUUUGGGCCUUGGGAUGUGUCUUGUAUGAACUCUGCACUCUACGGCAUCCUUUCCAGUCUAAUAGUUGGAAGAAUCUCAUCCUGAAAAUCUGCAAAGGGACUUACACUCCAAUUCCAAGACAUUACUCCUACGAACUGCAAUACAUCAUAAAGCGAAUGUUCAAAAGAAAUCCAAAGGAUCGUCCCUCUGUCAGCACUAUUCUUGCUAGGAAUUGCUUCGCAAAGCUUAUUAACAAGUUUUUAUCACCUGAGAUGGUUAAGAAGGAGUUCUGUGAAGUAAAAGCCAAAAAGAAAAUAGCACAAGAUAAAUGCAGGAGGAUCGUGAAAGCCAGUAUACCAAGUAAAUGUGAAGAUGUCUCUCCCAACGCUGGUGGAAGUGCAAAUAUGGAAACCACAAAGCCUUCACCCGAUGUUAGAAAAUGGAACCCAGCAGAAGGAGAAAGCAUUGCCAAGAGCUUAGCUCAAAAAGCAUUGGAAGAAACAGCUUCUCACAUGGAAGUAAUACCAAAGGGGGACCAUGUGAUAAUCCAAAGUGGCAAAACUUCUUGUAGUGUGCCGGGUCGAAAGAAAUGGGGUGACUUUCCCCCAGCAACCGUGUUAAAUAUACUUGAAAAUGCGAAACUGACAUCCAACUUGGCUGUUGAGGACGUGAGCAGCGGUGAUAAUGUGACAAUUUAUCCGAAAAGUAACCCUCGAAAACGGUGGAGCCAACAUCCUCCUGAAACAGUACUGAAUUUCUUAAGGAAUGUUAACUCAAACUUUGCAUUUAAGACCUACACAAUAGAUAAAGGAGCAUCAGGAGCCUAUCUCAUUGGCCCACUAUCACCUGCUGUUGGAAAGGCUGAUAAUGUUGAUGGUGAAAUGGAAACAAUUGAAUUGGAUCCAGAAAGAUUGGAACCCAGGUCUGAUGAUGAAGACACAGAUUUUGAGGAAGCUGAUGAGCCAGAUUGGGUGGAUGAGUUGAAGAAUUUGCUGGAGGAUAACCUUUGAAGUGCUAUUCUAACUGACUGAAUAAUUAAAAUGCUACAAAACAAAAUAA